This is a messenger RNA of Acipenser ruthenus (sterlet), 2889 nucleotides long. RefSeq names its product serine/threonine-protein kinase PDIK1L. Gene Ontology annotation, biological process: protein phosphorylation. The transcript is spliced from 3 exons. Lineage: Eukaryota; Metazoa; Chordata; Actinopteri; Acipenseriformes; Acipenseridae. The record is from RefSeq and is a predicted model, not a curated record. Gene Ontology annotation, molecular function: ATP binding; protein kinase activity. The coding region runs from base 440 to 1465 and encodes 341 amino acids.
UCGGGGUGAGCCAUUCCCAGCGCGUGCACCGAAUUUGAAAAUGUUUUAGAAUUUUCUGUCACUGUGUGUGGGCUCCUCCUCGACAGGGACAGGACACGAAGCCUCCAGCGGGAGUUACAUAUCUGAGUGUUACAUAUCUCAUUUACCUGGGUCGGGGAAGUGGCUUUACCAUCUGUUCAUGUUAGCCCGUCUCCUCUAGAUCGCCAGCUUUCUUAAAUCUCUUUGUGGUGCCGCCGUGAUCCCGAACGCCGUGCGCGCGCGCCGGGCCACAGAGAGCGAGCCGGAGAAGGUCCUCGAGCUCUUCGCACACACACACACAGAUUGAAACAGCGCGAGAGCGAGCGCGGUGGUCUAUAAUGGCUGCCAGAAAAUCAAAAAGAGAAAAAACAGACAAUAAAUCCAUAAUAAGAAACGUUUGACAGUAAUUAAUGGUGUGAGAAUGGUGAGUAGUCAGCCGAAGUACGAGCUGCUUCAGGAGGUGGGUCGCGGCGGUUACGGCGUGGUGUACGAGGCGCUGGUGAAGAAGACUGGUGCUCGGGUGGCAGUGAAGAAGAUCCGCUGCCAUGCUCCAGAGAACGUGGAGUUAGCACUGCGAGAGUUCUGGGCUCUGAGCAGCAUCCAGAGCCAGCACCCCAACAUUAUUCACCUGGAGGAGUGCAUACUGCAGAAAGAUGGCAUGGUGCAAAGAAUGACGCAUGGAUCCAAUUCAUCUCUUUACCUGGAGCUGGUGGAGACUUCGCUGAAGGGAGAGAUUGCCUUUGACCCCCGCAGCUCCUACUACCUGUGGUUUGUGAUGGAUUUCUGCGACGGAGGAGACAUGAACACGUACCUGCUUUCCAGGAAACCGAGCCGCAAAACCAACACCAGCUUCAUGCUGCAGCUCAGCAGCGCCCUGGCCUUCCUGCACAAAAACCAAAUCAUCCACAGGGACCUGAAACCGGACAACAUCCUGAUCUUGCAGGACAGGACCCCCACUGGCCUGCCAGAGCCCACUCUCAAAGUGGCAGACUUUGGCUUGAGCAAAGUGUGCUCUGCAUCCGGGCUCAACCCAGAGGAGCCUGUCAAUGUGAAUAAGUGUUUCCUUUCCACAGCCUGUGGCACUGACUUCUACAUGGCCCCUGAGGUCUGGGAGGGACACUACACUGCCAAAGCAGACAUCUUCGCCCUGGGCAUUAUCAUCUGGGCCAUGGUGGAGCGCAUCACUUUCAUAGACACAGAGACCAAGAAGGAGCUGUUGGGGAGCUAUGUGAAACAGGGGGCUGAGAUCGUGCCAGUCGGGGAAGCGCUUUUGGAAAAUCCUAAAAUGGAGCUCCACAUCCCUGUGAAGAAAAAGAGCAUGAACGCCAGCAUGAAGCAGCUGAUCAAGGAAAUGCUGUCUGCCAACCCUCAGGAGCGUCCAGACGCUUUCGAGUUGGAGCUGAGAUUAGUCAAUAUCGCUUGUAAAGAAUGUAACUGGGAUACGUGAGGAUUGGGAGAGGGGGGGUAAAUAAAAUAUAUAUCAUUUGUAUAUUGUUUUGGAUUUCUAUAGAAACUGGUGCUGUUUAACAUCAGCAUUUUCAGUGGAGCAAAAAUUGCUGUACUUCAGGAAUUCAGUUUACUAUCUUAAAAAAAAUAAUAAUAAUAAUUGAAACCCUAGUUUGACAGUAUUGUUAAAUUAUGCUGCACUAAGAUUUCUUUUUUUGUGCAAAAAGUCUAGUCUUAAUAUGAUAGGGAAAUAUCUGCUUGGCCCCACACCACAUUCCAAACUGAAACGCAGUAACAGGGUUAUUGUUUUGCAUGCUGGUAGUGCAAAAUAAUUGUCAACAUUCAUUUGGAUGACCUUAAUCCAGAGCUAUGACAUUUGGCAGCCUGGUUGCUGAAAACACAUCAAACAAAUAUAAAUCUGAAUGGAAAAAAUGAUGUGUUUUUGAACUCUGAAAGUCUUUCCCUGCUCUCAUUCAAACACGCUUCGUGCGGGGUUUUGUAUAGAAGUGCAGUAUGUGAUGCCUUUGUUCCUUGUUUGCUGUGAAAGUUGAAGUUUUUUUGGUGAAUUUUCUUUUUCCAUCAGGUGGUAUUUGUGAGAUUUUUUCUUUAUGAAAACAAACUUGAAGUCGUAUACCUUUUCAUAUGGACAUUAUUUAUAAACAGAAUGUAACAAGACACAGUUUAGACAUGGAAUUGGACCUGUUUUCUACAAGUGUUCUGCACUGUCCUUUUGGUUUGCAGGGUGAAACCAUAUUUAUUGUGACCUGAGAAUUGAAAGUCAAGUAAAAACAUGUCAAUACAGAACUUUAUUUUUUUAUAUAUUUUACUUUGUAUUGGUCAUCAAAUAAUGCAAUAUGGGCCAGAAUAUGAAAGUAGAUAGAAUUUGUUUUACAUUUUUUCUUGAUAGUUUAAUUAAGUUGUAUUCCUUUCAGGGACAAAAUAGAGGCAAACUUGCUUUUAAAUUGGGCCAUACUACUGUGUGUGUGUGUGUGUGUGUGUUUUAAAAUAUUUAAACAGCGGACAGGACAUCCUAUGGAGGGAAGACCGUGGUUAAAAGUGGCGUGCCAUUCCAGGUUGAAGGUGGUCAUUCCACCUUGCCCAGGGUGUCACCAGGCUCUUCCUUUUUAGUGUGGCCCUGUGUGUGAAAACAUUGUUUUAGAUACAGGAAUGUCCAUGUCAAAGGGAUUUACACCCUCAAGUUUGGGUUGCAGGUGUGCAGCACAAAGUAGGUCAUCCAUGUCCUGAAACCACAUCGCUGCAAAUGCUGGCUGCUGUGAGUUAUUAUUAUCCCAUGUAACCUUUUCUUUCUUUCUGCUUACCACAAAACUUUUGCAUGGAUACAAACAUGAUCUUUACCCUUCCAGUCCACCCUUUUUGUAUGAGUUACAGACAUUCUUCUAACUCUUGUGUGUUGCACAUAAAUUU